Molecule: messenger RNA, 710 nt
Organism: Cladophialophora psammophila CBS 110553
Lineage: Eukaryota; Fungi; Ascomycota; Eurotiomycetes; Chaetothyriales; Herpotrichiellaceae
Product: manganese transporter
Exons: 2
Coding region: 178-573 (131 amino acids)
Biological process (GO): intracellular manganese ion homeostasis; iron ion transport
Cellular component (GO): membrane
Molecular function (GO): manganese ion transmembrane transporter activity; cadmium ion transmembrane transporter activity
Source: RefSeq, a predicted model, not a curated record
UUAAAUAUCAUCCUCUAUGUCUUCGCCGAGGCAGCUAUUAUUGCUACGGACAUCGCUGAAGUGAUUGGGUCCGCGAUUGCCGUGAAUCUCCUUUUCCAUAUCCCGCUGGUUGCGGGCUGUGCAAUCACGUUGGUCGAUGUCCUUCUUCUGCUUCUUUUCUAUCAUCCGGAUAGCACCAUGACGCGUCUUCGCCUGUUCGAGAUGUUCAUGAUGUGCCUUGUCCUGGGAGUCGUUAUCUGCUUUUGUAUCGAACCAUCAUACAUCCGGAACUCGACCGUCGGAGAAGUAUUCUUAGGUUACGUCCCUUCCUCUGCCGUUGUUGAAGGUAAUUGGAUCUACCUCUCUUGCGGUAUCUUUGGGGCAACAGUUAUGCCGCAUUCCAUCUUCCUCGGCUCGGGAGUUGUGCAAACGCGUCUCCGUCACUUUGACGAACGAAAUGGUAUGUGGCCUCCUCGAAACGGAGACGAAGAAGGGAGGCUAGAUACCAGCCUUCGAUCGCGGUCGUCCGAUUCUGUCUCAAAUAUUCGGUUAUCAAACUUGGGCUUUCGCUGUUUACCUUUGCGCUCUUUGUAAACAGCGCUAUCCUUAUCGUCUCUGGCGCCUCUCUCUACCCCAAGACAGCAGCCACUGAAGCCGACCUCUUUGGCAUUUAUGACCUGCUGUCGCAGAAUCUCUCGGAUGCAGCAGGCACUAUUUGUGCCAUUGCUCUU